Messenger RNA from Ilyonectria robusta, 1222 nucleotides. Its product is annotated as Rrp15p-domain-containing protein. NCBI's taxonomy places the organism in Eukaryota, Fungi, Ascomycota, Sordariomycetes, Hypocreales, Nectriaceae. The transcript has a single exon. Gene Ontology annotation, cellular component: preribosome, large subunit precursor. The record is from RefSeq and is a predicted model, not a curated record. Gene Ontology annotation, biological process: maturation of LSU-rRNA; maturation of 5.8S rRNA. The coding region runs from base 104 to 1021 and encodes 305 amino acids.
CCCCGGCAAAAUUCCUGAAAGAUUCUUGCCCAGAACUGCAUCUGCGCGUGCGACAGAUCAACCUACUGUCACGCAUUGCCCGCCAACAAUCAACCUCAACACAAUGGCUGGCCAAGUAAACAAAAAACGCCGCACCGAGGGCCGGCAGGCGCGUCCCUCGAAGAAACAGAGGCGCAGCCAAGCGUACAACAGCGACUCGGAAGGCGAGGAAGCCCCGGCCGCCGAGGCCCCGGACUUUGAUGCCUUCAACCUGCUCGACUCGGACAACGACAUCCACAAUGCCCGCGUAGACGACGUGGGCGGCUCCGGCGACGAAGCCAGCAGCUCAGACGAAGAGGGCCCGGCGCUGAAGAAGUCGGCCAAGAAGCCGACCAAGAAGACCAAUGCUAAGGCGCAACCCGAGGAGGAGGCCGAAGAGGACUCCGAGGCCGAGGAGGAGGAUUCAGAGGAAGGCGAGGAUGAUUCAGACGACGAAGACGACGAGGACGGCCCGGUGCGGAAAAAGAAGUCAAAGCGAAACGACCCCAAUGCAUUUGCCACUUCGCUGUCCAAGAUUCUAAACACCAAGCUCUCCACAUCCAAACGAUCAGAUCCCGUCCUAGCCAGGAGUGCUGCCGCUCACGAGGCGUCCAAGGCUGCGGUAGACACCGCCCUCGAGGCCAAGGCGAGGAAACAGAUCCGAGAGCAGAAGAAGCGGGCGAUGGAGAAGGGUCGAGUCAAGGACGUGCUCGUCGCUACUGCCGUCGACACAACCGGCGAGCUCGAGACUACCACUUCGGAGAUCAUGGUGACGGAGAGGCGGUUGCGCAAGGUCGCGCAGAGAGGUGUGGUGAAGCUGUUCAACGCCGUCAGGGCGGCACAGGUCAAGGCCGUGGAGGCCGAGCAGACGACGAGGAAAACUGGUGUUAUUGGUAUGAACAGGCGGGAGGAAAAGGUCAACGAGAUGAGCAAGAAGGGCUUCCUCGACCUGAUUGCGUCGGGAGGCGGCGGACUGAAAAAGGGCGGACUCGAGGAGGCGUAAGGCACAUGUUUACGUUGAUGUUAAUGGUUAAAGUAAAGAGGAGUACGGGAAUCAUCAGGCCCCUGCUUUUAUCCGGCCUGGCAACUAAAGUCGCAACAAAGAUACCCCUAUGAUGCACCGAUCCCGCCAUCGCCGGUCCGUUUCUUCCCAGUAUAGUUACAAGUACAAAUCCCCAGUAUCAUGACAACCCCCCGUCUACCC